UUUGAUCUCUUCAGGUCAGCUGAGAUUUUUCUUUAUAAAGCUAUCGUUCGCCCACGUCUGGCUUUCAAUCUUCUUCCUAAACAAAAUAUUUCGAAAACUUAGGAAUUUUGCAUCAAUCAUAACACCAUUUUUAAAUUUUUCAAUUCAAGGAUACCAUUACCGAAUUCAUCAUGGAGCGAAAUACUAUAUAUUUCAUUACAGGGGCUAAUACAGGUAUAUUUUCAUUUUGAGAAACAGGAACCCCUAUUUUUGUGCAGGCUGAUUUUCGCUUAUCAAUUCCCACCUUUAUCGUUCACUUUUGCUCGUGUUUCUAAACAAUUUAUGGAACUACACACAAUGAAUACCCAAAGCUAAUGAAGUAAAAUAGGGAUCGGACUCCAGAUAACCCGCAAUCUUCUCCUCCGCGAAAAUACUACAGUUAUAGCUACCAAACGCAGUUUAUCUACUCCACCACACGACCUUGAAAAUCUUCCUGCAUCGAAGGGGUCAAAGUUACUUGUUAUUCCGCUUGAGUUUAUUGCUUCCGGGAGUCAGAAAAGCGGAGUAUCUGGAAGUAACGAAGAAACUAAAGAGAAUAAGAAAAAUUCACUUGAAGAUUUAGUUCCAAGAUUGGAAAAUCGGGGAGUAAACAGAAUCGACGUAUUAAUAUUCAACGCUGGAGUUGCGUCGAGUUUCGAAAGUGCAAAGGACUCGAGAAUGCAGGAGUUAAUGAUACAUUUUGAAAUUAAUGCCAUGGCGCCAAUUCAGACAUAUCAAACCUUGCGAUCGCUUUUCCUUACUCCUUUUCCUUCUGGGGGUGAGGGAGAAGCCGAGGAAAGAGUCAAGGAGAAAAAACUCAUCUACUUGUCUAGCAAUCUCGGUUCAAUCGGAGGAAUGGCUACAGCGGUACCUAGUUUGGCUUAUGGGAUGAGUAAAGCGGCUGCGAAUUAUUUUGUGAGAAAGUGCCAUUUUGAGGAGGGGGAGGGCGUGGUGGCGUUCGCUUUGCAUCCCGGGUUUGUUGCUUUUUCUUUUACGUCUGGGGGAUGUUUGAUGUAGCAGGUGGCGGUCACGUGGAGGAACGGAGGAAGGAGCUGGAAAUUAAUAAAUGCUAACUGGUGUUUUCGUGAUAGAUGGGUUAAAACAAAGAUGGGACAGGCGUUUGCGGAUAGCGUCGGUGUGAACGAGCCACCUUUGACUGUGGAAGAGAGUGCGGAUGGUGUGAUUACACAGGUAUGUUUUACUUUUGAAAUGCUGGCGGCUUAUAAUGGCAUACUAAAAUUUUGUUGCAUAUUGGCUAAUAUUAUCUUUGUACAGAUUGAUACAGCGACUAGGGAGACUAAGUCGGGAGGCUUUUUCUCGUACAAUGGAGAUUCUCUUCUUUGGUAAAUGAUUGGCUGGCAUUUUUGGAUGAGGAAUUGUCGAGGAUGCCCUGUUUUUUGUAAAGUUGAUGGAUGGACGUUUUUUUUUUUUGGUUUUAUAUU
Sclerotinia trifoliorum is the source of this 1460-nucleotide messenger RNA. The record is from the annotation of a GenBank genome assembly. Lineage: Eukaryota; Fungi; Ascomycota; Leotiomycetes; Helotiales; Sclerotiniaceae.